AUGGUGACGCAGCUUGUUUGGCAGCGGGCCACUGCUUCUCGCAGACUGGCACCGAGAUGCCUCUCCCCACAGAGACUAUUCGCCCGCCGUGGCAUGGCCACUGAAGCGGCCGCAACCCGCAUGCCACCCUAUCCAAAGAUUGUACGAAACCUGGAGGAGGUUCGACGGGUUCUGGGAUCGUCUCGAUCCCUUACUUUGGCGGAAAAGAUUCUCUACUCCCAUUUGGACAACCCGGAGGAGUCAUUGAUGUCCGGCACCAACAAUGGACGGGACAUUCGUGGAAAGGCCAACUUGAAACUGAAGCCUGACCGAGUGGCGAUGCAGGAUGCUUCCGCCCAGAUGGCUCUCUUGCAGUUCAUGUCUUGCGGUCUGCCCUCGACCGCAGUGCCGGCUAGUAUCCACUGUGACCACAUGAUUGUGGGGGAGCGCGGAGCGGAUACCGACUUGCCCGCGUCAAUUAAGGGAAACAGCGAGGUGUUCGAUUUCCUUGAGAGUGCGGCCAAGCGCUAUGGUAUUGAGUUCUGGCCUCCUGGUGCUGGUAUCAUUCACCAGAGUGUGCUGGAGAACUACGCUGCCCCCGGAUUGAUGAUGUUGGGUACUGACAGUCACACUCCCAACGGAGGUGGUCUGGGGGCCAUCGCCAUCGGUGUUGGCGGUGCGGAUGCCGUUGAUGCGCUGGUCGAUGCGCCAUGGGAGUUGAAGGCACCAAAGAUCCUUGGUGUGCGUCUGGAGGGCAAGCUGAACGGCUGGACCGCCCCGAAGGACAUUAUUCUGCACCUGGCUGGUAAGCUUACCGUCCGUGGUGGUACCGGCUUCGUCAUUGAGUACCAUGGCCCUGGUGUGGAAACACUCAGUGCUACGGGUAUGGCAACUAUGUGCAACAUGGGUGCUGAGGUGGGCGCUACCACCUCUGUCUUCCCCUUCUCCCCGAGUAUGGUGCCUUAUCUCGAGGCAACACACCGAGGCCAUGUUGCCCAGGCGGCAGCUGAGAUUGCUGCCUCUGGACCCGGAAACCUCCUGCGAGCCGAUGGUAAGGCCGAAUACGAUCAGCUCAUCACCAUUGACUUGUCUACAUUGGAGCCCCACAUCAACGGUCCUUUCACCCCUGAUCUGUCGGUGCCACUUUCGAAAUUUGCCGAAACUGUGCGCGAGAAGAACUGGCCCGAGACCUUUGGCGCCGGAUUGAUCGGUAGCUGCACCAACAGUUCGUACGAGGAUAUGACCCGUGCCGAGGACCUGGUCAAGCAGGCUUCCGCAGCAGGACUUCAGCCCAAGGCCGAUUUUUUCAUCACCCCCGGUAGUGAGCAGAUCCGCGCAACCCUGGACCGCGACCAGACGCUUUCGACCUUCGCCGAGGCAGGUGGUGUUGUGCUCGCCAACGCUUGUGGACCGUGUAUCGGACAGUGGAAGCGAACGGACGGCGUGCCCAAGGGCGAGGAUAACGCCAUCUUCACUUCCUACAACCGCAACUUCCCCGGCCGUAACGAUGGCAACCGACGCACCAUGAACUUUUUGGCGUCCCCGGAGAUCGUCACAGCUCUGGCCUACUCUGGCAGCACGACAUUCAACCCGAUGACCGACAAGAUUCAGACCCCCAGUGGCGAGACUUUCCAGUUCCAGCCCCCGACCGGCUCGCACCUGCCCGGUGAUGGUUUCGCUGACGGCAACCCGGCAUUCCAGCCGACAGCUGCCGUGCCAGACGCAUCGUGUGAGGUUGUUGUUUCCCCCACAUCGGACCGCCUGGCGCUGCUGGAGCCGUUCGCACCAUUCCCUGCUGGAGAGCUGUCCGGACUCCGCGUUCUGUACAAGGUCAAGGGUCAAUGCACGACCGACACUAUCUCAGCCGCCGGUCCGUGGUUGAAGUACAAGGGUCACUUGCCUAACAUCUCGGCUAACACGCUUAUUGGAGCGGUCAACGCUGCUACCGGAGAGACCAACGUUGCCUACGAUGAUGCUGGAAAGACCCACUCGAUCCCAGACCUGGCAGCUCAGUGGAAGAGUGAGGGCACCGAGUGGCUGGUAGUUGCCGAGGAGAACUACGGUGAGGGUAGUGCUCGUGAGCACGCUGCCCUGCAGCCCCGAUACCUGGGCGGCCGAAUCAUCGUGUCCAAGAGCUUUGCGCGAAUCCACGAGACCAACCUGAAGAAGCAGGGUGUGGUUCCAUUGACUUUUGCCAACCCAGCCGACUACGACAAGAUCGAGGCGCUUGACAGUGUCAACACUGUUGGUUUGUACGAUGUGCUGAAGGCCGGUGGACAGGGCGACAUCCAGCUUGAGGUUACCAAGGCGAAGACUGGAGAGAAGUUGACCAUCCCAGUGAACCACACCCUCAGCAAGGGCCAGAGUGCAUUUGUCCUGGCAGGUAGCGCAUUGAACCUGCUGGCCAAGAAGGCCGGUGGUAACUGA
This is a messenger RNA of Aspergillus wentii DTO 134E9, 2406 nucleotides long. RefSeq names its product aconitate hydratase ACO2. The transcript is spliced from 2 exons. Gene Ontology annotation, cellular component: cytosol; mitochondrion. Gene Ontology annotation, biological process: tricarboxylic acid cycle. The coding region runs from base 1 to 2406 and encodes 801 amino acids. NCBI's taxonomy places the organism in Eukaryota, Fungi, Ascomycota, Eurotiomycetes, Eurotiales, Aspergillaceae. The record is from RefSeq and is a predicted model, not a curated record. Gene Ontology annotation, molecular function: 4 iron, 4 sulfur cluster binding; aconitate hydratase activity.